AUGUGUGAGGAGUCCAGAAACUUGAAUGUGAGGUCAGUUCAGUUCUUAUCAGUCAUCCUCCAACAGACAGGCGUACACGUAAGGAAGACCGUGCUGCCGAGUGGGAAAUUACUGGAAGAGACGGGCGACCUCACUAAUAUUUGGCUGGAUCUUGCCGACAGAAAAGCACAACGUGCUCUUCAGAGGUCCCAAACUAAGCUACAACUUUCUUCUGAAGUGCCACGCCGUAUGUAAAGAACACACAAAUAGAUGAGACUUUUUUUUCUUCUUUUUUUUCCCAACCCAGAACUUGGCUGGAUCUCAAAAGUGCAUGUGAAUCGACCUGCAGUUGUGAGGCAUGCAGAACGAAUUAAAAAAUGGAGAACUGUGAAAGGUAAUUGGCAAGCUGCUUGGCUGCUGAAAGCUGUCACCUGCAUAGACCUUACCACUCUUUCAGGCGAUGAUACUCCUUCAAAUGUUCACAGACUGUGUUUUAAAGCAAAGCAUCCCAUCAGAGAGGACCUGCUGAAAGCCUUGGAUAUGCAUGAUAAAGGUAUUACUGUUGGAGCGGUUUGUGUAUAUCCUGCUAGAGUCAUCGAUGCUGUUAAUGCCCUAAAGGCUGCUGGCUGUAACAUACCAGUAGCUUCAGUGGCUGCUGGGUUUCCAUCUGGACAAACUCCUCUAGAAACCAAACUGGCUGAAAUAAAGCUAGCUGUGGAAUAUGGUGCCAGAGAGAUUGACAUUGUCAUUAGCAGGAGUCUGGUGCUGACUGGCCAGUGGGAAGGUCUCUAUGAGGAGAUCCGUCAGUGUCGUGAGGCCUGUGGAGAAGCUCAUAUGAAAACAAUCUUGGCAACAGGUGAACUGGGGUCCCUUGCUAAUGUCUACAAAGCCAGUAUGAUAGCUAUGAUGGCAGGUUCUGAUUUUAUAAAGACGUCUACAGGAAAGGAGGUGGAAAAUGCGACCUUUCCAGUCGGAGUAGUCAUGAUGCGAGCCAUUAGAGAAUUCUACUGGCAAACUGGCAACAAGGUUGGAUUUAAACCUGCUGGGGGCAUUCGGACGGCAAAAGAAGCUAUUACUUGGCUUAUGCUGGUGAAGGAGGAACUGGGAGUGGAAUGGCUAACACCAGAGCUCUUUCGCCUGGGUGCCAGUAGUUUGCUGGAAGACAUUGAGAAACAGAUUUUCUAUCAUGUGACUGGCUCUUACGCACUUCAGCAUGACCUGGCAAUGGCUUAGACACAAAAUCAACUCAGGAUUACUUUUACAAAAGAGGUCUUUAAGCAAACAGCAUUCAGGAGUCUUCUGACAACCAAGUGCAUAUGAUAGAAUUAAAGGCCUAAUUCUCCCUUCUUCAUAUUUUAUAGUAUUUAAAAAUAUGC
Messenger RNA from Pygoscelis adeliae (Adelie penguin), 1355 nucleotides. RefSeq names its product deoxyribose-phosphate aldolase (putative) (gene DERA). Gene Ontology annotation, biological process: carbohydrate catabolic process; deoxyribonucleotide catabolic process. NCBI's taxonomy places the organism in Eukaryota, Metazoa, Chordata, Aves, Sphenisciformes, Spheniscidae. The record is from RefSeq and is a predicted model, not a curated record. Gene Ontology annotation, cellular component: cytoplasm. Gene Ontology annotation, molecular function: deoxyribose-phosphate aldolase activity.